Messenger RNA from Culicoides brevitarsis, 792 nucleotides. RefSeq names its product RNA polymerase-associated protein LEO1-like. The transcript has a single exon. Bases 1 to 792 code for a protein of 263 amino acids. The record is from RefSeq and is a predicted model, not a curated record. NCBI's taxonomy places the organism in Eukaryota, Metazoa, Arthropoda, Insecta, Diptera, Ceratopogonidae.
AUGGAUCCCGAUACGAGCCAAGCCUUCACCGAGGCUAAUUCCGAUGAUGAAAUGGAGAGUUUAAUGCUGUGCGAUAAUGAAAUCGACGAAAAUAGCGACAACGAGGACGAAGCACCGAAAGUCACAAAGAAAAAUAUGAAAAAAUUACUCAGCGACAGUGAAGAAGAGCAAGAAAAGGAUGAAAAACAAGCGGAAACAGAACCAGAAGUUGCAAAAAAGAAGAAAUUCUCAGCUUUGAUAGAUUCAGAUUCGGAAAAUGAAGUUCAGGAAGACCCGAAAGAGGCUGAAAAAAGUUCUGAUGACGAAAGUUCCGAAGAAAAAUCAAAUUUUUCGAAGCAAAAAGAUAAAAAAUUGUUGAGCGAUAGCGAAGAUGAACAAGAAAAUGAUGAAAAACAAAAGGAAAUUGUACAAAAAAAGAAAUUUUCAGCAUUAAUUGACUCAGAUUCUGAACCUGAAGCGCCUUACGAGACAAAAAAUACUUCAGAUAACGAGAAUUCUGAUGGAAAAACGAAAUUUUCUGCCUCUCCGAAGAAAAAAUCGAAACAAAAACGCAAGAAAAAGGAAAAAACCAAAUCGAAUGACAUUUUAGCAGGUUUAAAUCUCGAUUUCGGAAGCGACAGUGACAAUUCUAUCGCUGGUUCGGAAAAGUCUUCGUCAAAAAAUAGCGACUCAGAUGGAGAAUUAUCGGGAGAUGAGUUCAUUAGACAAGCCGGAGAAGCAAAUUUACAUUCAGAUGAACCAAAAAAACAACGAGUGAGAAUUUUUUUUUUAUUUUUCUUAAAUUUUUAUUAA